Molecule: messenger RNA, 2249 nt
Organism: Carassius carassius (crucian carp)
Lineage: Eukaryota; Metazoa; Chordata; Actinopteri; Cypriniformes; Cyprinidae
Product: protein ecdysoneless homolog
Exons: 12
Coding region: 15-1961 (648 amino acids)
Cellular component (GO): nucleus
Source: RefSeq, a predicted model, not a curated record
GGGUAUAACGAGACAUGAAUAUGGAUUUUUUAAAAAGACCUUCUAUCCCUGAAGACGCAGUCCAGUAUCAGCUUUUUCUGGUUCGUGCUGACCCAUCAGACGCAGAAGCUCAUGAGAGAUUCCUCCAGCAGAUCCUGCAGAACAUCCUCGCUGAGAUCGCACCUCUUCUGGUGCAGUACAUCUGGCAACAUCAAGCCUUCAAUCUAAGAUACCACCCUGAGAAAGGAGAUGUGCCUGCGCACCUGGGCGGUGUUACUCAGUUCGGUGAUAAUGUGGAGGACGAAUGGUUCAUCGUUUACCUGCUCAAACACAUCACACGAACUUUUAGCGACGUAGCUGCUGUUGUCUACGAUAAUGAUGGACAGUUUCUUCUGAUUGAAGCAGCUGAACACCUGCCAAAGUGGCUGGACCCUGACAGCAGUGAAAACAGGGUGUUUCUGUUCCGGGGAGAGCUGCAUAUAUUACCCAACCGCACACGUUCUGGAGAGGUCGGCUGGCCCAGAAACUCAGUGCCUGCUGUGGCUCAGGCUCUAGAGCUGCUGCAUUCACACACUGAGAGCUGUUCAGCCAAACAGCCCAUACGCUCAGCUCUAGCCAGGAGGCUGGAUGGGUAUCCAGAUAAAAUCCAGCAGAAUUUCCACCGUGCUCACUGUUAUGUGCCUGCGGGUAUUGCUGUGGUGUUGUCUAGGAGGCCUGACCUUAUAUCCCCUGCUGUGUCUGCUUUCUAUCUGCGUGACCCUGUUGACCUCCAGGCCUGUCGAACUUUCCGCAAGUUUCCUCCGGACACUAGAGUUAUGACCUCAGUAAAGUUUACUCGCUGCUUGUACGCACAGCUGCAACAACAGAGUUUUGUUCCAGAUCGGCGGAGUGGUUUCGCGCUUCCCACCCGCUCUCAUCCCCAGUACAGAGCUCAUGAGCUGGGAAUGAAACUAGCCCAUGGCUUUGAAAUCCUUUGCUCCAAGAGUGGACCGUCCUCAUCAGAGAAAGAGGUUUCGGUCAGCAGUAAUCCACUAUGGAGAGGCUUUUUAGAUAGUCUCAAAAAGAAUGGAUACUUUAAGAGUGAACUAGAAGGAUCUGUUCGAUACAAAGAUCUAAUGACAUCAGCAGAGAUUUUCUUCAGACAGUCUGUAACCAGCACUCACCGCCCUGACAUUCAGAAUCCUGGUCAAGAGGUGAUGAACGUCUUGGAGGAUGCAUCCUACAGUUUGGAAGAGCUAAAAAGUCAAGAGACACAUCUACCACCAGAGGACAGUGAUGCUUGGUUAGACAUCUCUCAUCAGGAGCUAGAGAGGCUGCUUGAGGAGAGAGGAGGUCGAGGAGUGAGCGACGGCACUCGCAAGACGCCACUACCUGAUGAGGAGCUGCAGGAGGAAGAAGCUGGCUACAGUCUCAUAGCCGUAACAAAAGGCAUGAAGAGCUUCAUCAAUGCCACGUCCUCUCAUGAAGGAGCUGAAAUACCCAGAUCUUGUCUGGCUGAGCCCUUUAGUUUUGACCCAGAUGCAGUAACCAGUGCACUUGAUAGGCUGCUAGGAAGUAAGGAUGAUGAGUUAGACUCUGACGACUUUGAGGAGGAGUAUGAUGAUGGUGAUGAUAAUGAAGGCAAUGAUGUCAACGAUGAUGAAGAAGUACAGAAUGGCGAGUCUCAGGAGCAGGCAGGUGCCGAGGCGCUGGACAAUCUGAGGAAAUACAUGGAUGAAAUGGACCAGGAACUGCAAAGCACAAAUAUUGGCAAAAGCUUUACACAGAAUAACAGAGCCAGUAAUAAAGCAGAUGCAUCUAAAAGCUCAUCAUCUGCCUCAAGGUCAGAACUUGAGGAAGAAAUCCAGCCGCUUGAUGUGGAUCUCAAUCUGGUUUCAAAUUUGCUGGAGUCUCUCGCUUCUCAGGCCGGCCUUGCAGGGCCUGCUUCUAACCUACUGCAGAGUCUAGGCAUCCAUAUCCCACCUGACGCAGAUCAGUCCUGAUACGUCAAACUAAAGUGGGAAAAAUCUACUCCGAGACUUAUCACACACUUAUCACGCACUCCUUCACCUUGUGCACAUCAGCUGUUCUUCUAUCAGGUGGCUACAUUUAUGGUGUUCUGCUCCACACCCAGAACUGAACUGUGAAUUAUUACAUCCUAACAUUGGCGUUUCCUUCAACACAGAGCACUUCCCUAAAAACUAACUGGGAAAUUAUUCUCUAAGAUGUUUAUCAUGCUGUUCUCCAUUAAAUAUUACUUUAUCUUUUUGAAUAAAGAUGAUAUUUUCUGA